AUGACAUAUAUGCUGGGAGAAGAUAACAUUCACAGCCAAUCUACACAAUCAACUGUUGCAUCCGACAGACCAUUUCGUCAAACAUUCGGACAAUCAAAUCUACAGACAUCAGUUACAUCUACUAUGCCAUUAUCGACGAAUCAUACGAGUGCUACUAUAAACUCGGGAAAUGGUUAUUCUCAAAUGGACUCUGCAGCUUCAAUCCCAAAUGAAACUAUUUUUAAAGCCAAGUUUACUUUAGAUAUUGGCACUUCGCCUGUUGCAAAAUCUGUCUAUCAGCUAGUAGCUCUCUAUUUAUCUCCUAAAUCAAAAAUCAUUGUAGACACAGUAAAGGACAAAAAAACACCUACAAUCACCAAGCCGGCUGCAUCUGAUACCCAUCUGUGCAAAAUGUUCGAGUACUGUAUGCGUAUUCUUGGAAGUCGGAUAUCGGCUUCAAUUGUGUCGGACGAAGGCCAUAUUUCGGCGCAAAUGCAGAAACAUUUAACCCGAAAUGACCACUCGAGCGAAAAGGCUCUUCGGCUUAGCAAUCUUUUGGCAAAGCUUUCUGAAAAGUCAAUUUUAAGGCGCCGAUGGGCGACUCUUUGUUUUCUGUUGAGUCUAUCCGAUAGUGGUGAUAAUAGCGUAGACAGUAUUAUUACUGGUACUACUGGAAUACGUCUUGGUUUGCCUUUGAUAGAAAAUGCCAAGCCCGCCAAGAAAUUUUCUACAGUUACUCCAGAGCCAGAAUCUAAUGCUAAACCAUAUUCUCCUGAACAACGUAUCCCGAGAGCCAGCGUAUUCAACUCUUACUACAUUCCGCCUUAUGUUGAAGAUGCCCAAAACCCACGCAUAUCUGAGUCGAUGCUUAUUCAUGAUAUGCUGUUUGUUUUCCAAGGAGUUGAUGGCAAAUAUAUCAAAUAUAGCACGGAAGCAGACGCAUUUAUUGUGGAUCCAAAUAUAUCUCUUCCAAGACCUACUCGCGAUCUCAUUCAAAAACCAUGCGAAGCUGGCUGGAUUUAUCGGAAAAUCAACCAUCACAUUAAAGCUUCUCAAUCCUCUUCAUCUGCUGGACUGUAUGAACAGAGUUUUUAUGCUACCAUUCAAGCUGAACUCAUGGACUACUACAAAAUGAUUGCGGUUUUUGAAAAUCAGCUAGAUUCAAGUGUGACUUUAAAAGAAUCGUUUUUUUCAGAUGGACUUACCCUGAGACGUUUAUAUAUCUUGAUUCAAAAACCACUUCAAAAACUACGUAUUUUGAGCUCAUUGAUAGAGGUUUGCCAAGACUGUAAAGGCGGAUCUCUUAUUUCAACAAUUCAUACAUAUGUAAUCCACGGAGAUCCAUCAGUACAUGAAUACGUUCGCCGCUUGCUUGUAGAGAUCUCGCGUCCGUUCUACAUUAUGUUGAAGCGCUGGAUUUACGAAGGCGAAUUGGAAGAUCCCUUUAAUGAUUUUUUUGUUUCUGUAGAUUUGGCAGCAGAUAACAACAAUUUAUGGAGAUCCAAAUACAUGCUUAACCACAAUCUGGUUCCAGGAUUCAUUAGCAAGGCGCUCGCAAAAAAAAUAUUUCUAAUUGGAAAAUCACUCAAUUUUGUUCGGCAUAGUUGUUCAGAUCAAAGCGCAUUUAUACUAUGGUCCCAGCAGUCUUCUGACCUACAAUAUGGCGAUUUGAAGAAGUUGGAAUAUUCGAUUGACAGAGCCUAUCAGACAAGUAGUAGCCAUCUUUUGACCGUCUUGUUUGAAAAAUUCAAAUUAAUGGAGCAUUUACAGGCACUCAAGCGAUUUGUUCUUCUUGGUCAGGGUGAUUUUGUACAGUGCUUGCUAGAUUCUCUUGGGUCAUCUCUAUCUAAACCAGCAAGCUCGCUUUAUCUCCACAAUCUCACUGGAACUCUAGAAACAGCCAUUCGCUCUUCAAAUGCCCGGUAUUUUGAUUCAGAUAUAUUGAGGCGCUUGGAUGUGCGACUGUUGGAGGCAACUGAAGGCGAUUUUGGUUGGGAUGUGUUUGCACUGGACUAUCAAGUCGAUUCACCAAUCAAUACAAUUUUGACGCAGCAAACAAUGCAUACCUACCUCAAACUAUUUACAUUUCUUUGGCGUUUGAAGCGAAUAGAACACUCUUUGUCCUCGAGUUGGCGCCAACACACGUCGGAAAUGCAAACCUUGCGAUCUGUUCAAAUGUUUUCCAAGGACAUUCAGCAAUGUUUUGCGCUUCAGUCAGAAAUGAUUCACUUUAUAAACCAACUUCAGCAUUACAUCUUUUUUGAAGUGAUUGAAUGCUCAUGGAACGAACUUGUAAAUUACAUCAAGGGAAAAUCUGGUGAUUUGGAUCUAUUAAUUGCUGCGCAUAACAAAUACCUCAACUCAAUUGCAAUGAAGGGAUUAUUGGCUGCCCUUCCUGGCCAGGCGAGUUUUAUCAUUUUGCCAAUUGAUCCAAUAACUACUAUUUCCAAAAAACUAUUCAAAAUAUUUGAUACGGUUUUGGCAUUUGGCAAAGUGCAGGAAAGCAUAUUUAGUCUUGCAGCUGAUGAACAGCGACAUCAAAACGAUCAAAUCCACUCGGCAUAUCAAUUUCAGAUGGAGACAGAGUAUGGACUACAGCCCAAAUCGUUGAAUGAAACUUGUACACUUCCUUCAACAGCCAGAAUCGACAUUGCUCGUGGUAAGCUCCAUGACACUAUCGAUUUGUUCCAGACUCAGGUCAAAACUCUCUUGUCCAGGCUUUCCGAUCAUCCGGAUCAGAAUCUUAAACUUCUUGGCACUCGACUUAAUUUCAACGAGGUAACCUUGAUGUGUGAUUGUUUGAUGGCCAAGAAGCUACUAUAA
Batrachochytrium dendrobatidis JAM81 is the source of this 2802-nucleotide messenger RNA. RefSeq lists its product as uncharacterized. Gene Ontology annotation, cellular component: equatorial microtubule organizing center; centrosome; gamma-tubulin complex. The transcript is spliced from 15 exons. NCBI's taxonomy places the organism in Eukaryota, Fungi, Chytridiomycota, Chytridiomycetes, Rhizophydiales. Gene Ontology annotation, molecular function: microtubule minus-end binding; gamma-tubulin binding. The record is from RefSeq and is a predicted model, not a curated record. Bases 1 to 2802 code for a protein of 933 amino acids. Gene Ontology annotation, biological process: spindle assembly; microtubule nucleation; meiotic cell cycle.